UAUCCCGCCCCACGACGUUCAUAAAACUCACACACUCAACCGAGCGGAAUUAUUUCAUCAGCGACCGACCACAGCAACAGCUUCACUAUCCUCCCAUUUCUGUCCUUUCGCUCUUUAUCAAGCAGAAGACAAUAAAAGGUCCUAAUCGGCUGCUGCAAAAUACUGUGACCACAGACCUGCCACUUCCUGUUCUGUGUAUUCAAGAGGCUGUUGCUGAAGUCAACACACCUACACCAAAGGACCAGUAAUAAACAAGUACUUGAUUUACCUACCCCAUCUGCUUGAAUUACUGCUUCACAGUCCACUCACACGUGUUCUGUUUAAGCUCUGUCAAUCACACACACCCACACUAAGGAUUUAAAACCCAUAGCCUGGUACUGCGCCCACACACAGUCACAGCAAAUAUGGCCAGCAUGCUGUCCACGCUUGGUAAAACCCUGCUUCGCCGCCGGGCAUUAGACUGUUCCGGCGAAGAAACCCGCUUCGCCCGAUGUUUGUCCACUCUGGACCUCAUCGCCUUGGGAGUGGGCUCCACUCUGGGCGCCGGUGUCUACGUCCUCGCUGGCGAAGUGGCCCGAGAGAAGGCCGGACCCGCCAUCGUACUCUGCUUCCUCAUCGCCGCUCUGUCCUCCAUGUUGGCCGGCCUGUGCUACGCCGAAUUUGGCGCCCGUGUCCCCAAGACGGGCUCGGCGUACCUUUACAGCUACGUGACAGUCGGAGAAAUCUGGGCCUUCAUCACGGGAUGGAACCUUAUCCUCUCAUAUGUGAUAGGUACGGCCAGCGUGGCGAGGGCUUGGAGCUCGACGUUCGACAGCCUGGUCGAACAAAAGAUCUCCGGCUUCUUCAAAGCCUCCAUGGCGAUGAAAGUGCCAGGUGGGGUGCUGGCGGAGUAUCCUGACCUGUUCGCACUCAUCCUGGUCCUGCUGCUCACUGGACUUCUGGCCUUCGGCGUGAGCGAAUCGGCGCUGGUCAACAAGAUCUUCACGGGCAUCAACCUAGUGGUGCUGGGAUUCGUUAUCAUCUCUGGCUUUGUCAAAGGGGACCCAGCCAACUGGAACCUCACAGAAGAGGAUUACAUCAGCUAUGUAAACCGCUCCAACACCACCAAGACUUUACUAGUGAAGGAACAAUUUGGCGUGGGUGGCUUUGCUCCAUUUGGCCUCACUGGAGUCCUGUCUGGUGCUGCCACCUGCUUCUAUGCGUUCGUGGGCUUCGAUUGCAUCGCGACAACAAGCGAAGAAGCAAAGAAUCCCAUGCGUUCCAUCCCUGUUGGCAUCGUGGCCUCACUGCUCAUCUGUUUCUUUGCCUACUUCGGCGUUUCUGCUGCUCUGACUCUGAUGAUGCCGUACUAUGAGCUGAACACGCAGAGUCCGCUGCCCGAGGCCUUCAGCUACGUCGGCUGGGCUCCUGCCAGAUACAUCGUCGCUGUGGGUUCGCUCUGCGCUCUGUCCACCAGCCUCCUGGGCUCUAUGUUCCCUAUGCCCCGUGUUAUUUACGCCAUGGCUGAAGACGGGCUGCUGUUCCGUAUUCUGUCCAAAAUGAACGAGCGCACUAAGACCCCUCUGCUGGCUACCGUUGCUUCUGGCAUCGUUGCAGCUCUGAUGGCCUUCCUGUUCGACCUGGCAGCUCUGGUCGACCUCAUGUCCAUAGGAACUCUGCUGGCGUACUCUUUGGUGGCCAUCUGUGUCCUCAUUCUCAGGUAUCAGCCAGGAACUCUGAGUUCGUCCAGCCAGACGGAGAAGCUGGUGGAGCUGGUGGAAGGAGAGAAGGUGGCCGUAAGUGGAGGAGACAGCGGCGACGAAUACGGCAUGGAGAUGGACGAGAAGCCGCUCCGAGAGACCUUCACCGCCAAGCUGCUCUUCUGUCCGAGUGGAAAAAUCCCCACCCAGACCUCUGGGAACAUCGUCUACGCUACCACUGCUAUUAUCUCCAUUUUCAUCAUCAUAUUGUGCGUUAUCCUGGCCAACUGUCUGGACCAACUGCUCAGCGGACACGCCGGCGUAAUGGUACCCUGCAUCAUUUUGACUCUGCUCUGUGGCGUCUGCGUCAUCAUCAUCUGGAGGCAGCCGGAGAGCAAAGAGGCUCUCACCUUCAAGGUCCCCCUGCUUCCCUGGUUGCCCCUGUUCAGCGUUUUCGUCAACAUCUACCUCAUGAUGCAGCUGGACGUUGGGACGUGGUUGCGCUUCACCGUCUGGAUGAUCAUCGGUUUUGCCAUCUACUUCUUCUACGGCAUUAAGAACAGCAGUGAAGCCAGCAGGUCAUCCCCACGCAAAUACGAGCCCGCACUGCAGAACAAGAGCCCGAUUUACAAAGGCGCCCCCAGCGACAGCGACGUGGAAGCUGGCGGCAGCCCUUGAUACUGACUGACACGGACCUGGGGAGCAUUGCAGAGCACCUACACUCAUUUCUAAGCCGUCUGGUUAAGAUGGCGACCAAACGUUCCAGUGUAGGCGGCUCGAAACGCUGCCCUGGGUUUACAGGCAGGAGAGGCAAGAAAAACGCCACACACAUUUUACCUCUGAUUGGAGGCUGAUUACCUUGAUGGCUAGACACUGUGACGGAGCCACUUGCUGGCCCCUUGUGUCUGUUUUAAUCUGUUUCUACUUAGCCUUAGCCCUCUGGAGACAUUGACCUGCCUAUAACACAUGCUUUCAAUGGACCUAACUAACAGGGAGUGCUUCGGUGCUCUUCAUGAAGUCGUAUUUUCCGUUAACCGAAAACUGAAACUGGAUGAAUGUUACUAUUUAGCUGUUCUCGUCUUUUGCUUCCUCACUGUUAUUUAUGUGCCGUGGCUGCGCGUGGAGCCACCGUGGGGCGAGUAAGAGCUACUAUAAAUUAUAACUUGAGCCCGUGGGUUUACGAUUGUCAAGACACUUGGACCUUUCAAGCGAGGCUUUGCAUUGUGUCGGAGUCUUUCUAAGCGGAGGGCCACCAACCGAGUGACUGAGAUGAAGUUACCUUGACGUGUUUAGUUUACUAGUCUCGUGUGUUAUCGCGCCUGCUAGUGGGUAAACAGGGUAGCACUGAAGCCGUGUGUUUUACAGUAUCGAUCAGGGCUUCAGUGCAGGUCGGUCAGUCGCUCACGGUCGAUGGUGAGGUCUGAAUGGAGCAAAAGUACAUGCUUUGCUGAUUGGAUGACGUAUAUUUUUAACACACUAUCGCCCUUGUGACCACCCCGACUCCCAGAAAUCAGCAUGUAUACACCACCACAACAAAACCGUAUGAAAUUAGCUACUUAUCGUAAAGUAGCGUUUUGACUUGAAUAUUGACCGAGUUGAAAUUUGCAGACAUUUUGUCGCCUUUUGUUUCAACUUAAACUGAGUUAAAAAUGCUUUUAUAAACAAAAAAGGCGACAAAUGGAGAAAGUAAGCACUGUGAAAGAAAGAUUGCAGCUCCAUGUCUUCCAGUUUUUGCUGUAACAUUAUAUCAUCAGUAUGUUUUUAUUACAAAACAUACUUUUAUACCCAUAUUUGAUUGCAUAUAAGGCAUUAGAAAGUUGGUAUGAAUUUAAAAUCCUUAUUAUGACAUGAGGAGUUCCACAGAUGUGCACUUAAAAAGCUCAUUUAUCACAACAGGUUAUCAUAUAAUGUGCUAUUGUUAAUAACUGGAGUAGUAUGCAAAAGAAUCCGCUGAUAUACACUGAAUUGUGGCAUUUGAUACUUUUGGUAUCUGGGAGCUGAGGGUCUGUCUGACAAGGACCCAUCUUUCAUCACCACUAAAAUAUCUUUGUCGUCUUUAUUUGGUUUUUACUUCCUUGUGAAAGAGUUUCCUUUCACAAAGGCUCUUGUUUAGUUUCGUUUGAAACUACUUCUUGGCAGCUUGUCUGUUGAGUUCCCAUCACUUUUAUUUUAUAUUUACUAUUUUAUUGACUCAUUUUCUGAUAGACAUGUUAAUUUUAAAAUGUUAUUGGUAUUUGUUUCGGAACGCUCGCUCUUUGUUUUGGUUCAUUUUUUGGCUUUUCAUAUCGAUUUCAAUCAAGCAGUGUGCUUUUUAGAUGUUAAUGCAUUUUAAUCGUUACAUGUACAGUUUCUAGAGUGCUGAUCGUUUUGGUCUGCCUGUUCUUUUGUUUUGUUUUUUCUUUGUUGCAAACAUCUCGCAUCAUGAAUUAAUUGUAUUAAUUUCCUUCCUGACCAAAUGAACUUGUUUUUGGAAAUUUCCAGAACAAAGAAUGACCACUAAAAGUUGGUCUCUAAAUUGUUUUAUUUGAAGACAUAUUUUUUAUCAGUCCCUUGAAGUCAAUAUAACUUAUUGUUAAUAGUAUAUUUUCUGUUGUCCUAGUAAAGUGCUUUUACUGUAGAGUGUACAGUAUUUGUUAAAAAUUGUAUCUUUUAUUUGUAUGAUGCUGUAAAUUAUACAAAUAUACUUUCUUUAAAAUAAUGACCUUAAGUAUAAUUUGAUAAGAGAUGUGCUUUUUUUGUAAAUUACACUUGAAGGCAUUUCAGUUUAACAUUUGAUGCUGCUGUACAAUGUUGUAAAAAUGAUUUUUUUCACUUGAAAAUGGUCAAAAUUGAAGCAGAAACCUCACCUUUAGACAUGUCAGAUGUUGACAUAUCUCCCAAAAUGUUUGUGAUGAAAGGAAUUGAGGGUGGAUUUGGAUUCAGCCAGUAUUUUUAUUUUUUAUUUUUAGAAGAUGUUGAACACAAACUGGUGCCUAAAGAACCGUCUCUCCGCCUGAGAAGGGCACCGGGGCUGGUAGAAGAGAGUCGAGCCGCAUCCAGGACUGUUUUAAUAUACUUGAGCUGCUGUCACGGUUAUGGAUCAAACGUAAUGGGAGACUUUAAAUGUAAAAUCUGCUCUUAAACCUAAGAGCAUUAACAUUCCCAUGCUUUCUUGCCAGUAAAUUAUCAUCAGGAGGAUACGCGGCUGUGACCCACUACGCUCUUCGUACGAAGCCCCGGUCGCCUUUCGAUAAUUAAUCCGAUCAUCUCCCCCCCUCAGUGCUGUCUCGUUAACAGCAACAGUCUAUUUUUGUCUUUGUUUUAUAUCCUGUACAUAAAGCUGUCAUGUAUAAAAUGAGCUGUAUUUUCAGUGUAUUUGUUUUUUAAAAUAAAACCGUGAUUCUUGCUUAUUGGAGGAGA
Messenger RNA from Acanthochromis polyacanthus (spiny chromis), 5078 nucleotides. RefSeq names its product solute carrier family 7 member 3a (gene slc7a3a). Gene Ontology annotation, cellular component: plasma membrane. The transcript has 12 exons. The record is from RefSeq and is a predicted model, not a curated record. Gene Ontology annotation, molecular function: amino acid transmembrane transporter activity. Lineage: Eukaryota; Metazoa; Chordata; Actinopteri; Pomacentridae. The coding region runs from base 405 to 2357 and encodes 650 amino acids. Gene Ontology annotation, biological process: transmembrane transport; amino acid transport.